Molecule: messenger RNA, 1637 nt
Organism: Morus notabilis
Lineage: Eukaryota; Viridiplantae; Streptophyta; Magnoliopsida; Rosales; Moraceae
Product: APO protein 3, mitochondrial
Exons: 3
Coding region: 220-1464 (414 amino acids)
Molecular function (GO): RNA binding
Source: RefSeq, a predicted model, not a curated record
CGAGUGUCUUCACAGAAACAUUCAAAGCUUUCAGCUUCCCAUUUUGCGACUACUACACUUGUCUCAAUAUUCUCUCCAUUUCUAUCUCUACAGAGUUGAAAGAUUCCUACCUUUUUCUUUUCUUUUCUUUUAAAGGUCUUAAUUAGAUUUAAAUUAUUGUUAUUUUUCAUAGCCCAACAUGGAAAUUGGAAGCUGAAGCAGCACAGUUUACGCUACAAGAUGCAUAGAAGACUAGUUUCCAGGUUUUCUAAUUUGAAGAAUCUCAAUUGUGGAUUCAAUCAAACCAUAUGUUUAUCAACACAGAGAGUGCUAAACCCGGUUGCUGAUGACGAUGCUCUGUACGCCGAUGUACCAAAGCCGCGGAGGAAUAAGUCCGAGAGGAAGCCGUACCCAACGCCAAUGAAGACUUUGAUUCGGAGAGCCAAGGAGGAGAGAGUAGCUCGGAAGGCACAGCCCUGCAGGCUGCUCGAACACCCACCUGAGAACGGGCUCUUGGUCCCCCAACUCGUUGCGGUGGCUCACCAAGUCCACCAAGCCCGGGAAACCCUCCUUCUCGGCGUGUCGAAGCUACUUCAGGUCCUUCCCCUUCAGCGCUGUAGGUACUGCUAUGAGGUUCAUGUUGGCCAAGCGGGUCAUGAGAUCCGAACCUGCACAGGUCCAAAUAGUGGUUUUCGAAGUGCUAAACAUGUAUGGAGAAAAGGAGGAGUUCAAGAUGUGGUUUUCUUCCCCAAAUGCUUCCAUCUUUUCGACCGUGUUGGAAAACCAAGAGUAGGGCAUGAUGAGAGGUAUGCUGUACCGCGGAUCCCCGCAAUUUUGGAGCUAUGUAUACAGGCUGGAGUCGACCUAUAUAAGUACCCGACAAAAAGAAGAACAAGACCCGUGUGCUCCAUAGAAGGAAGAAUUGCAGAUUUUGAAGUGAUGACGAAAAUUGAUGAAGUGGAGAGGAACUCAGAUUCUAGCGUUCUCGGUUUUCCUGAGCAUUUUGUUGCAGGAACCAAACUUGGAGAGUUGGUGGAUUCAAAUUUGGAAAUUGAUAAUGCGGGUCAAAACCUAAGGGAGUUGGGAAUUGGGACAUUAGAGUCAUGGUUAGAGAUGAUAUCCGGUGUGAAGAAGAUCAUGGAGACGUACACCGUGUGGACGUGUGGAUACUGUCCUGAAGUUCAGGUAGGGCCGAAGGGCCACAAGGUGAGAAUGUGCAAGGCCUCGAAGCAUCAGUCUCGUAACGGUUUGCACGCGUGGCAAGAAGCAACGAUAGAAGAUCUCAUCGGUCCCAAUUAUGUUUGGCAUGUUCACGACCCGAAUGAGCCUGCUCUUGACAACAACCUGAAGAGGUAUUAUGGCAAGGCGCCGGCUGUGGUGGAGUUGUGUGUGCAGGCAGGAGCACCUGUUCCGGAUCAGUAUAGGAGUAUGAUGAGAUUGGAUGUAGUUCCUCCAGACCGAGAUGAAGUCGAUCUUGUUGCUUGAACUGCUGUUAGUUUGUCAUGAAAUUGAAUGGUUUACUGACAGCCGGAAAAUUUAUACAUCUUUUUUGCUCCUUCACCAUUGUAUUAGCUGAAAUUUUUGGUCUACUGGAUCAAAGAAAAUACUAGAGCCAUUGUGUGGAUUUCGGGUUAUCUGUGAUUAUAUUUUAACUUGUC